Messenger RNA from Rhipicephalus microplus (southern cattle tick), 7859 nucleotides. It is a transcript of the gene Cad88C, whose product is annotated as cadherin 88C. Lineage: Eukaryota; Metazoa; Arthropoda; Arachnida; Ixodida; Ixodidae. The record is from RefSeq and is a predicted model, not a curated record. Gene Ontology annotation, cellular component: plasma membrane. Gene Ontology annotation, biological process: homophilic cell-cell adhesion. Gene Ontology annotation, molecular function: calcium ion binding.
AACACACGCGCAAAAGCUACGCAAAGUAGCAGCGGCAGCUCGAAGUAAUAAAAGCACAAAGUUCCUCGCAAAUAAAAGAAGAGGCGGACUGGCUCUUCCUCUCGCAGCCCUUCUCCCGGUUCUCCUCGCCGCUGAGGGCCGACGUCGUAGAUAGCAGCCGCUCUGGUGGACCAGCCUGCCAUUGUCAGUGGAAGCCAGCGGCGUGGCAGCAGCGGGUCGGUCUCUGGCGGCUCCUCAUUUUUCGGCGAGGCAUCAUCGCCCUCCUCCGUGUCGUCGUCUGCUCGUUCCUCUGGCUGUUCACCGCCUCGUGUGAUGCGUGCCCGUGGAUAGUGCGUCGCCCUUCUCUGGAUGCCCCACCAGGGGCCACGUCGUCUUGCGAUGUCGCCCACACCGGCUCGGCCCAUGCGGCACUUCACAUUCUCGGCCAUGACGUAAGCCGAAGAGCCAUGGCACGAUGUCGACACGGGCCUGGUCCAGGUUAACACCGCUGGUCGCAUUCCUGGCCGCGUGCAUCGUCAGCACACAAGGAGGGAGCAACACAUUUCCAAGGUUCUCCUUGGGUGGCAUCAGCGAGAUCGUAGUCAGGAUCAAAGAAGGACCGGGCAGCUUAGGCCAGCCGCUGUACCGGCUUCGGGGCGAAGAUGCGGACGGCGACACGCUCACGUUCGGGGCGCGGGGUCCCGAGGGACCCGAAAUCCUGCGCUUCGAGCGGGUCACCGCCACCGAGGCCGACGUCUUCCUGCGACACGAGUUGGACAGAGAGGUGAAGGACUCGCACACCAUAGUCCUCACUCUCACAGAUGGGCGUCUGCCCGAAGGCCAAUAUAUUACACAGACAAUGUUAAUAAUCGUCGAUGACGUCAAUGACAACGAGCCAGUAUUCAAGCAGUACAGAAGCACCAUCACGGUUCCAGAGGAUGCCUCACCACACGUCAUUGAUACAGUUGAAGCCAUUGACCGUGACCAGGGGCCUUUCGGCCAAGUUAUUUAUCAAUUACAAAACACGGACCCGGAAACGACGUCCACAUUCUCCGUGCACCAGGAUAAAGGAAAAGGCAUCAUCUCACUUACCGGACCACUCGACUACGAACGCAAGUUUAUCUACGAACUGCGUGUCCUCGCCAUUGAUCGUGCCAACACGGGUCCGCGGCACACGGCCACAGCCGUGGUGCUUGUCAAAGUGGACGAUGUGGAGGACCAACCUCCCAUCUUCACACAGGUGCCUCCGGUGACCAGGAUAUCUGAAGACCUUCCAUUGAACUCUGUCGUGCUCACGGUGAAGGCGAUGGAUGGUGACCGUGGUGUGAACAACGCCAUUCAUUACAGCAUCGUUUCGGGUGGCAACGAUCUGUUUGCUAUCGACCGUGAAACGGGCGUCGUGUCAGUGAAAGGGCGCCUCGACAGAGAGGCGACUGAAAAUCGGAACGGAGCCUUCAUUCUACUUGUUCAGGCGCAGGAAGUGUCCGGAAAGGUGACGCCGGCGCCGAGCACGCGCACCGAGGUGACAGUGUUGCUGACGGACGUGAACGACGAGGAGCCGGCGUUCCGCAGCCGACGCUACAUCGCCGAGAUCAAUGAGAACGCUCAGAUCAACGUGCCCGUCAACUUUGUCGGAGAGAGCGUGCCCGAGGUGUUCGAUCACGAUCAGGGCAGCAACGGCACUUUCCAACUGUUCCUCCAAGAAGACAACGGCGUCUUUGACGUCACGCCAGCCAUCGGCGUCAACGAGGCUUCCUUCAUGAUCCGCGUUAAAAACCCUGAUUACUUGGAUUACGAACGAGUCAAGGUUAUGAACUUCAAGAUCGUGGCGAGGGAGAUGGUGUCCAACCAGCCCAAGACAUCGACGGCUGACGUGACGGUGCACAUAAAGGACGCCAACGACAACUUCCCGGUGUUCCGCGAGGACCUCUACCGGGCGACCAUCCCCGAAAACGCGGCAGCUGGAACUGUGGUCACCGUUGUCAGGGCUGAAGACGCGGACUCUGAAAUUUACGGCACCUCUGGAAUCCGCUACACCAGUAUCCGAGGUCAAAUAGCGGACAAGUUGCGGCUGGAUCCCGAGACGGGCAAGGUGGUCGUGGCCACGUCGGCGCACGGCCUGGACCGUGAGACGGCACCCGAACACUUCCUGACAGUGGAGGCACGCGACGAGAACGGUCGCGGCAACCGCAACACCGUCCAGCUUCACCUGGUGCUCGAGGACAUCAACGACAACGCGCCGGCCUUUGUGCUGCCUUCCUACGAGGCCCGCAUACGCGAGAACGCGCUGGACUUUCGCACUCCGCUCGUUGUCAUGGCCGUAGACGCCGACCAAGCUGGAGGCCCCAAUAGCCAGGUCCGUUACCAGAUAGUGCACGGGGACCCUGACAACAACUUUACCAUCGACGAGGUCAAGGGCCGCAUCAAGCCUAGGUUGCCGCUAGACUUCGAGAGGAUCGCGCAACCCAGGGGUGAUGUCCGAACGUUUAACCUUCUCGUUCGCGCCUAUGACAUGGGCAGGCCGUCACUCUCGAGCAAUGUCACUGUGGUCAUCUACGUACAAGACGUCAACGAUCACGCUCCCGAGUUUCCCACUGAUUUUGUAUCUAAGGCAAUUCCAGAGGACAUUCAGGAAGGCACAGCCGUGGUCCGGGUGCUCGCUGAGGACCACGAUCACUCACCCAGCAACAGCAAGGUCGUUUACCGAAUCCAGAAUGGUGCGCAAGACAAGUUUGUGAUCGACGCCCUCACAGGCGUCAUCUCCGUGGCACCCGGUGCCAACAUGGACCCGGACAGAACGUUUCCAAAGUCAAUCCUGUACAGCCUACAGAUUUUGGCACUUGACGGUGGGCUUGGGGAACAGCAGAAGUCCUCGAUGAUUACCGUCAACAUCUCCAUCAUCGACGUCAACAACAAGGCACCCAGGUUCGACGAACCCGGCAGCGUGAACCUGGUGGAGAACAGUGUCGCGGGCCAUACAGUAGCCAUAGUUCGCGCAACCGACCAAGACGAUAGGCCUAUGCUCAGGUACUCACUAUGUCAUGGAACUGCCAGUGAGGCACGAAACGAAGAUGGUGGCCUCGUAAGCGAAUUCGAUGCCGAACAGAGCUUUGAAAUCAACAACCUCGAAGGGAAAGUCAUGGUCAAGUCGAACAUCGACCGGGAAGUCAUGGAGUCCAUAAAGUUGUGCGUCAAGGUCGAGGACAUGGCUGCUGCAACACCUGGGCAAACGGCGACAGCAACCCUUACUGUCAACGUAGUCGACGUCAACGACAAUAGGCCGAGCUUCAAGAAAUCUUUCUACCGCCAAACAGUGACUGAAAAUUCAAUGGUUGGCGCACCGAUCGUCACUGCUAGAGCAAUAGAUGCGGACAAGAACAGGACAAUAUAUUACUCCUUGGAAGGAAAGAUGGAAUACCUUGCACUGAUAGGAAUUGACCGAAAAACAGGUGAAGUGACUGUAGCAGACAAGAUUGACCGUGAAGCUCACAGCUGGAUUAACGUGACGCUCAAGGCGACUGAUUCAGGCGUGCCCCCUUUGUCUGGAGCCACCGAGCUUCAGAUACAGGUGCUCGAUGAGAACGACAACAAUCCCAUCUUCCGACCUGGGCCCUCUGAGUUCGCUGUCUCUGAGGACGCCCCUCUGGGUGCCUCAGUGGCGGCUGUGCACGCGGUAGACGCCGACGUCGGCGAUUACGGCCGCAUCACGUACGCCCUGGACGCCGCCGGAACCGACGGAAAGUUCAAGAUCGACAGAGACACGGGUGUCAUCACGGUUACUAUGCCUUUGGACAGAGAAGAAACGUCUUCAUACUCGUUGAUAGUUCAAGCAUGGGACAACUACGAAGCCGGAUUCGGGACAGAUGAGAGCAGAAGGACGUUCAAACAGAUUAGCAUACGCGUGCUGGACGUGAACGACGAGGUACCGGUGUUCGUGCGGCAGACACAUUGUGCCGAAGUCACCGAGUUCAUUCGCAUCCACGAGACGGUGUUUUUGGCUUCAGCCAUGGACGCGGACGACCCAACGACGCCGAAUGCCAGGAUCGUGUUCACCAUUCAGGCCGGAUACGAAGCCGAUCUAUUCGAGGUGGAAUCUCUGCCAGACAACACGGCUCGUGUGUCCACGCGCUACUCACUUCGGGGUCGUGUAGGCAACGCAACCGUGGCGCUGCGGGCUCAGGACCAGGGCCUGCCACCGCGCUCCUCGGUGCAGAUGUUCAGCGUCUGCGUAGCCGACGUCAACGACCACAGUCCGGUGUUCGUCAAGCCACCGCAGAACCACACCAUUCGCAUUCCCGAGAAUGCGACUUUAGGUACCGUGGUGGUGGAAGUGGGUGCAGAGGACAGCGAUUUCGGAGCGAACGCAGAGGUGCGUUACCGUCUGAAGGACCUGCCUAAUGGUCACUGGAGAACCUUCCGGCUCGACGAGCGAACUGGCGUCAUUACACUGAGGCAGACGCUGGACCGUGAGACGCAGAAGGUGUACGAGCUCCGUGUUGAAGCCUACGAUUUGGGGCAGCCGACAUCUUUGUCGAGUGACCUGGACCUCACUGUAUUCGUGACGGAUGUGAACGACUAUGCGCCAGAAUUCACCGAAGACGUCCACCAACUCACAUUCACGGAGAAUCUGAAACCAGGAGUGGAAACUUACAAGCUCAUCAGCACGAUCGACAGAGACGAUGACCUUAGCAUCCUGAAGCCCAUACCGUGCUACUACAUAGUCGGGGGCAACGAGAAAGGCCGCUUUGUACUGGACAUCUUCACUCACCAGCUGUCGGCCACAGAACCACUCGACAGAGAGGAACAGGCCAACUACACGCUGGUGGUGCGCGCAUCGGACGACUGUUUCCACGAGCCACGGCCCGUGAGCCGUUUCGACCCCAAAGACAACACACUGCUCCAGGUCGAGAUCACUGUGCUGGACGUUAACGACAACCCGCCGAAGUUUGUGAGCCGCGUCUUCACCGGCGGUGUCACAAUGGAGGCAGACUUUGGGGUUGUCUUCAUGACUGUCAAGGCUAUUGAUCGCGACGAAGGCAUCAACAGUGUGGUCAGCUACUACAUCGGUGGUGAAAUCCGGAGGACGCUUUCCGAGGGGCUGGAAUCCCUGACGGGGCCACCGUUCCUCAUCAACCACCGCACCGGAGACCUGAGCCUCAACUUCUAUCCGCAGAAGGGCAUGAAGGGGUACUUUGACUUUGAGGUCAUCGCUAACGACACAGAGGGCUUCUACGACACUGCCAGCGUGUUUAUCUACCUCUUGCGCGAAGACCAGCGCGUGCGCUUCGUUCUUCGACUGACACCAGAGGAGUUCCGGGAAAAAAUGGAAGAGUUUCGAGAGGUCCUCGCCAACAUCACCGGAGCCAUUGUAAAUAUUGACGAAUACAAAGUUCACGAAAAUGAAGACGGCUCUGUAGAUCGCAAAAAAAGCGACCUGUACCUGCAUUUCGUGAAUCGGGACGACAACUCCAUUAUAGAGGUGUCCAACGUUCUCACAUUGAUAGACAAGAAUAUUGAGUUCCUCGAUAAGCUCUUUAAAGAGUUCAACGUACUCUAUAGCGAGCCGGCGGACGCCCUGAGCGACGCCGAACGGGAAGAGGACCAGAUGCGCACGUGGCUUAUUGGCCUCUCGGUGUUCCUGUCCGUGAUGCUUGCGCUCGUCAUAUCUCUCUGCCUCGCCCAGAGGAGCCGGUAUGAACGCCAGCUAAAAGCAGCGACUGCGACUGCUUUUGGUUCUCGGGAUUCGGCGUUAAACCGCAUGGAUGUGCCAAACACAAACCAGCACUCAGUCGAAGGGUCGAACCCGAUUUGGAUGCACUCGUACGACAACGAAUGGUAUAAAGAAGACGAAGAGACAAGGGCCGCAGACCGCAACUCACUGGACGAAAACGCGGUGGCCGAGCCGUCGGGAAGCACGUCCUCUUCGACGGACACGCACCGGCAAACUCAGGACCGCGAGUUCGACUCCGCACAGCUGUGUUCCGAGGUGUACGUUCUGUCCAAUGGCACAGUGCAAAAUAUCAGCAUACCCGUCGGUGGCUCAACCGACCUUCUGUGCCCUGAGGUGGCGGAGCGCAACAACCUUAACAGGAACAACAAGAACGGUGGUUGCCCUUACGCUAGCGUCUUCCUCACCAAAAUGGGGACGCCCAACAGGGCGGGGAAGCUCGAAGUCUCCGAACUGUGAGUGGGUGUGUUUCUGUGGACAUUCCCAGAGCUGGGCGGCAGUGGUGGCUUCAGGAAAAAAGACACAACUUCCGAUAACUUCAGCUGUAGGCAUCCAAGUGACUCUUGCAGGGCCAUGCUUUCAUGAACCGCGAAACGGCACCAUCUUUAUCAGCAAUCUUCCCAUCAGCCCCGAUCAUUCUUGGUUCAACUACAAGGAAGGGAACUGAUGCAAGCUACCGGAGUCGGCGCGUCAGUUUUGUUGAAGGCUGCAAAGAUUUCCUACUAAGCGGCAAGCUAAUCAUGGACAUUGGCUGACGGCUUGAUUAUGGGAGUAAAACCAGAUUACAAGUUCGUACGACAGUGAGAAAAAAGGAUAAGUGCUGAGAGCGAUGCUUUCAAGUAAUUUUAAUAACGGCCAUGGGGCAACGUAACUGAAGGACGUCAAAGCACCUGCCGGGCCUUCUUUUUCCUGUCGCGCGCAUGCUGCCACCCCAACGCGUUGGCAACGUUGACUACAGUCAAUGUAUUGACUGCAGCGAGCAUGGUGCUACGUCAGCCUCUCACUUUGGACGCCGCUCUUCACGGGUCAUCGUAAUGCUCCAAGGUUCAGUGGACAGUGCCGAAACGAGUGUGCCCCGGCGGGGCUCCUUUCGCCAAGGACCACAGUUGUCAGUUACUGAAGGCGUAAACGCGGAUCGCUGUGCCAAGCGUGACGAUCUGUCGAUUCGUGUGUUAGAUGUUGCACAAUCAACUAGCCCCAUUAAGCUGUGCCUAAUAAUGUGUAGACUGGAUGCGAUCGGGACACGCACUACGAGGACUAUCUCUACGUGGCUGUGCGAAACUUCUUUGACCGGUCCGCAAUGCACAAAGUGCGCAACGCUGCCAGUUGCUUUCGUUUAUGGGUUAAUUUACUAGUAUUCUUCUGUGUCUACUCUACAAACUUUUACGGGUGGUAAAACGCAAAAUGCAAGUCAGAAUUAUCUGUAAUGCGGAGCUGUUGAUGAGCCCUGUCACUCUAUCAAAAACAGCUAGCCAGCAUUUGUGGACUAAACUUCUUCACCAGUCUGCCUUAUAUUGCUGUCACUAUUUUCAGGCUCAAUGUGGUUGUCCUGAUAAAAAAGGAAAGAGAGAGAAACAAGAAAAUUAUCUUCAGCACGGAAGUUAAUAGCUGUCAUGUGCGGGAAUCGAUCACAUGGUAACUCAAGUUUUUGAGAGUAGGUCGUACUGGUGCACAUGCUUCUAAAUGCCUUCGCGAAGCAAGUAACCGCAUGUCAGUGCCACACUGAGAAAGCAUGAAACCAAAGGUCUGUACAAUCGUAGCAGCCCCUGAACGCGCCUCUUUGAAAUGUAUAUUUCUGUAACACGUUUAGUGACAAAUGAGGACGCUCAAUUCACCGAUGAAGACCAUGCGCUGGAGAGAUCCAGGAAUUUAUGUGUAUUUUUUUUACGUUUUUCACCAAAUGUGCCACAUGUGAUCCGCUUCGAAGAGCCUUCAGCAAACUCCGCAUGAAGCGUCGGGUCCUCUAAAACCCCAGCACCAAAUAGUCCAUGCUGUUCAAGACAUCUUCAAGAACAUGCGAGAGAGAGGUCAAAGCUUGAUGUAUCCAUAACACUUUCAUCCCACAUUGAACAAGAUGUCAUCGCGUGCAACUUGUUCUGUAUGUUUCAUCCUCAUGUGUGUUUAAGCAAAUAUAUAGAUAUAUAUAUAUUAU